Messenger RNA from Sclerotinia sclerotiorum 1980 UF-70, 1206 nucleotides. RefSeq lists its product as hypothetical. The transcript is spliced from 2 exons. The record is from RefSeq and is a predicted model, not a curated record. NCBI's taxonomy places the organism in Eukaryota, Fungi, Ascomycota, Leotiomycetes, Helotiales, Sclerotiniaceae. Bases 1 to 1206 code for a protein of 401 amino acids. Gene Ontology annotation, molecular function: 5-methyltetrahydropteroyltriglutamate-homocysteine S-methyltransferase activity; zinc ion binding.
AUGUCUCCCAAACUUCAUCGAAAUCCCCCUUUCCGGGCUGAACAUCUUGGAUCUUUGCUACGUCCAGAGCAACUGCUGUCGAUAAAACAUGCUCUCGACAAUGGAAAGGAUAAUGUUACAAAGGAUGAUUUGAGAAAGGUGGAAGAUGUAUCCAUUGACGAGAUAGUUCAAGCACAACUUGACCUGGGUUUCCAUGCCGUGACGGAUGGGGAGUAUCGCCGUCAUAUGUUUUGGGGUACAUUCUUUCCCGGCCUCGAAGGAUUUGAAGAAGUCCAAAAUCCUCCCCUCGAUUCUUUCCGCCGCUACGUUCCCGACAUAGGCGCAUUCCUCGAAGAAGGCCAUAAACCCGGUGAAUCUGUUUACUGUACCGGCAAAAUAAAACAUGUCGGGAGCACCUACAUCUCCCAAUGGAACUACCUCAAAAACCUUCUUCCAGCAGAAAAAGUCAAAGAAGCGAAAAUCACCCUCGCAGCCCCGAAUUGGUAUCAUCUCCGCUACAAAACCGGCCACGCAUAUCCAAAAGACGUGUACCCCGACGAUGCUUCAUAUUUCGCCGAUAUAGCCACCGCCUACCGGGCAGAGCUCAAAAUAUUAUAUGAAGCCGGACUCCGAAAUAUCCAAAUUGACGAUCCAAACCUUGCAUACUUUUGCUCCGAAAAAAUGCUGGCAGGCUUUAAACAAGAUGGAGAAGACUCCGAUGCUCUCUUUGAAUCAUAUAUCAAGCUCUACAACGAUUGUCUGCGUGAUCGUCCAGAUGAUAUGCACGUAGGCAUUCAUCUAUGUCGCGGAAACUUCGUUAACGGUCGUCACUUUUCUGAAGGCGGAUAUGAUGUUAUCGCUACGAAACUAUUCCAAGAUCUAAACGUUGAUACAUAUUACCUUGAAUACGACACGGCGCGGGCAGGAGGAUUUGAACCGCUCGCCCACCUUCCUAAGAACAAAAAUGUAAUCUUAGGAUUGAUUACGAGCAAAUUCCCCAAAAUGGAAAAUCUGGAUGAAUUGAAAGAAAAAGUUAUAAAAGCAGCCGAUAAGAUCGCUGAAGGGAACGGAGAGACGAGAGAAGAAGCAUUGAAAAGAAUGGGUGUUAGUCCCCAGUGUGGAUUUGCGAGUCACUCGGAUGGAAAUAAUAUGCAGAGAACGGAUAUGAUUGAGAAAUUGAAGUUGGUGAGAAAAUUAGCCGAAGAAAUUUGGCCUGGUGAACCAUGA